CACUUGGUUCAGAAAAUGUUGUAAAAUGUCAACAAUUUGUUGAGAAACAUUGUCUUGCUUAUUGUUUAAUGGCAUUAAGUUCACGUUGUGGUUUACUACGAGCUGUUGUUUACAAUUGUCUUGCUCGUUUUGAACAACAUUUAGUAACACAAAAAUUCUAUUGUAAAGAACAAAUCUUAACAAUGUUAACAUUAUUAAAACAAAGUAUUAAAAAAUCGAACUUAAAACUAGCACCCAUUGUUGCUUUGUUUCUAUCAAAAUUAGUUGAUCUAUUUACUCAUCCCGAAUCGAAAAUGUAUCGAACAAUAACAAGAUUUCUUCUUAAACAACCAUAUAUUGAUCUUGUUCAUAUUCCACUUUUUGGUGAACUUUUUCAUAGUUCAUCAACUGAAUAUAAAUAUGAACGUGGAUGGAUAUUAAAUUUAUUAAAACAUGGUAUAAAAGAUUCAAUUGAUUAUACAUUAUGUACGAAAGCAUAUGUAUUUAAAACAUUAAUGACAUUUUAUAAUUGUUCAUUAUGUGAUGAUUCAACUAAAAUUGAAAUUCUUAAUGUCUUUCAUUCAACAAGUAAACUUCAGGAUGUAUUAAUGUCACUUUUAUUUGAUUAUGGAUUUCUUCUUUGGCUACAAAUAUUGAUAAAAAACUGUUCGAGUGAAAGUUUAAAGAUAUUAUCAUUGAUUAUUAAAAAUCUUGGUUUACGUUUACAAUCAAUUGAUAAUCAAGUACAAUUAUUAGAAUUUGAUUGUCUUCUUAUGUUAUUUAUUCGUCGAUUAAAAAAUGAAACGACGAUUGCAUCAUCAAUUGCUGAUAACGUGAUGUCUACUAUAGUAAAAUAUCAGGAACGUCUUAAAUUAUCUGUUGGUAUUCAACAGAUAAAACAUAUUGCUGAUUAUUCAACAAUAGUGAAGAAAACAUCUUUGUUAUCUUGUUUUUGUUAA
This is a messenger RNA of Adineta steineri, 938 nucleotides long. Lineage: Eukaryota; Metazoa; Rotifera; Eurotatoria; Adinetida; Adinetidae. The record is from the annotation of a GenBank genome assembly.